Molecule: messenger RNA, 813 nt
Organism: Rangifer tarandus platyrhynchus (Svalbard reindeer)
Lineage: Eukaryota; Metazoa; Chordata; Mammalia; Artiodactyla; Cervidae
Source: the annotation of a GenBank genome assembly
AUGUUCGUCAAAUCCGAGACCUUGGAGUUAAAGGAGGAGGAGGACGUGCUGGUGCUGCUGGCCUCGGCCUCCCCCGCCUCGGCGGCUCUGACCCCUCUGUCUUCCAGCGCGGACGAGGAGGAAGAGGAGGAGCUGGGCGCGGCGGGCGGAGCGCGGCGGCAGCUUGGGCCAGAGGCCGCGCCCGCGGCGCUGGGCGGCUCGCCCGGAGGAGCCGAGGGCUGCCGGCCCGCGCGGCUGCUGGGUGUGGUGCAUGAGUGCAAGCGGCGCCCUUCGAGGGCAAGGGCUGUUUCUCGGGGUGCCAAGACGGCCGAGACCGUACAGCGCAUCAAGAAGACCCGGAGACUGAAGGCCAACAACCGCGAGCGCAACCGCAUGCACAAUCUCAACGCGGCGCUGGACGCGCUGCGUGAGGUGCUCCCCACAUUUCCGGAGGACGCCAAGCUGACCAAGAUCGAAACCCUGCGCUUCGCCCACAACUACAUAUGGGCGCUCACCGAGACCCUGCGCCUGGCUGACCACUGUGGGGGCGGCGGCCUGCCCGGGGCGCUCUUCUCCGAGGCCGUCCUGCUGAGUCCGGGAGGCACUGGCGCCGCCUUGAGCAACAGCGGAGACAGCCCUUCGCCCGCCUCCACGUGGAGCUGCACAAACAGCCCCGCGGAGUCUUCCUCGGCCUCCUCCAAUUCCACCUCCCCCUACAGCUGCACUUUAUCUCCCGCCAGCCCGGAGGGUUCAGACAUGGACUAUUGGCAGCCCCCACCUCCAGACAAGCACCGCUACGCACCUCACCUCCCCAUAGUCAGGGACUGUAUCUAG